GUCGUUUGCACUUUUUUAACCAAACUUAAUUUCAAAUUUAAGUUAAAGGACUAAGACACUAAGAAAUAGAUACGUUUAAAUAUAUCUAAUAAUAGUGUCGAUCUUUGUUGUUGGCCUUAAACGUAGAAGGAAACUAUUUACAUACGUUCUAGUUCAUUUUACUUUUUUUAAAAGGAAAACUACAAAUCGGUAAAUGCUAUAGAUAAACUAGUAUCUAAUUGGUAAUAUUUGCGAUAAAUUGCGAACACUUUCGUGUUUUCAGUAUCUCCCAUAUGUCAUUGUUUGGACAUAUUUAGUGUUGCAACAAGAAGAUAAUUGUGAAAAAAAGUUAAAGCAAUAUGGAGGUUUUUAAGACAAUAUUUCUAUUAUAUUUCUUGAUUUUGGAAAAAGUCAUCCCUCAAACUUGCCCAUCUUCGUCCACAACCAGUUAUGGUUCCCCAUUAAUCCACGAUGAUCAUACAGCAACGGUAGGUUCAAACGGACCCGUUGUUUUGGAAGAUACAGAGUUUUUAGACGAAAUGUCCCAUUUCGAUCGAGAAAGGAUUCCCCCGAGGGUUGUUCACGCCAAAGGAUUUGGGGCAAGCGGUUACUUCGAAGUAACAAAUGACAUAACAAAAUAUAGUGCAGCUAAAGUAUUUUCACAAAUAGGCAAGAAAACGCCAAUUGCAGUGCGGUUAUCAUCGACCUUGAGCGAUCAAGGAAUAGCCGACACAAUACGCGAUGUGAGAGGUUUUUCCGUAAAAUUUUACACUGAAGAUGGAAUUUGGGAUUUGGUAGGGAAUGACUUUCCGGUAUUUUUCAUUCGAGAUCCCAGACUGUUUCCCCAUGUUAUUCACGCUUUGAAACGCCAUCCGACAACCAAUUUAUUUAACGCCACUACGAGAUGGGACUUUUACACUUUACGUCCAGAAACUGCCCACAUAGUGAUGUGGCUUUAUUCCGACAUGGGAACGCCAUACAGCAUGCGCCACAUAAACGGUUACGGCGUUAACACUUUCAAAUUGGUCAAUAAAUCCGGUCAACAUGUUUAUUGUAAAUUUCAUUUAUACAGUCGUCAAGGUAUUAAAAACUACUCCGGUAAAGAAGCAGCAGCAAUCCAGGCAUCUGAUCUCGAUAUCUAUCAAAGAGACAUGUUUAAUAACAUUGCCAAAGGUAAUUAUCCUUCGUGGACGAUGCAUAUUCAAGUGAUGACCCAAAACCAAGCGGACACGUCGACAUUUAACAUUUUCGAUGACACUAAAGUAUGGCCUGAAGACCAAUAUCCUCUAAUCGAAGUCGGAAGACUAACCCUUACAAAAAAUCCAAUCAAUUACUUCGAAGAAGUUGAACAGAUUGCUUUCUGCCCAACACGUAUGGUUCCCGGUAUAAGACCGUCGGUAGACAGGAUGUUACAUGGAAGACUCUAUUCGUAUACCGAUACGCAAUUAUACAGAUUAGGUGCCAAUUAUAUGCAACUUCCUAUCAAUCGUCCUUGUAAUGUACAAAAUUAUCAACGAGAUGGGAAAAUGACAUUCUACAGUCAAGGAGGCGCUGUAAACUAUCACCCAAAUAGUUUCGGAGGUCCAAAUGCAUCACAUUGGGCACAGAGCUUAUCGUCUCCUUACUUUACAUCUGGUGUUGUCGGUGUUUAUGAUAAUGGUGAUGAAGAUAACUUUUCUCAGGCAACAUAUUUUUAUAAACACAGGCUUGACGAUGCUGGACGAAAUAAUUUUAUUGAAAACGUGUUUGAUGAACUACGAAACGCUGAACGAUUCAUACAGAAAAAGGCCAUAAAAAUGUUCAAAAAGAUUGACGAAAGCCUUGCUCAGAACUUAGCAACAAAAUUAAAUUCAGCUAAAUAAAAAUUAUCCAUGUAUAGUUUGUAUGUAUGCCUUGUUAAUUAGCACACUAUUAAGUAACUGUACAACAAUUUAUUGUGUUAAUGUGGGUUUGUGCAUUUAGGGUUAAAUCUCUCUUUAAAGACUAAAUUUCGUAGAUAAAUCGUACUAUUUUUAAUUCAUUAUUAUUAGUACUAUUAAGACUUUCUUUUGUGCACGAUUUGUAUAGAAAGGUGUAAAUUCAAUUAGAAAAACACACUAUGCAUAAUUUUGUUGUGCUAUUAAGAUAUUGUUAAAUUUUUGUUUCUUUAAUAUCAAUAUUAUGGAUGUUAUCAAUACA
This is a messenger RNA of Agrilus planipennis (emerald ash borer), 2157 nucleotides long. RefSeq names its product catalase-like. The record is from RefSeq and is a predicted model, not a curated record. The coding region runs from base 339 to 1841 and encodes 500 amino acids. Gene Ontology annotation, cellular component: peroxisome; mitochondrion; cytoplasm. The transcript has 2 exons. Gene Ontology annotation, biological process: hydrogen peroxide catabolic process; response to hydrogen peroxide. Gene Ontology annotation, molecular function: heme binding; catalase activity. Lineage: Eukaryota; Metazoa; Arthropoda; Insecta; Coleoptera; Buprestidae.